Molecule: messenger RNA, 2965 nt
Organism: Fundulus heteroclitus (mummichog)
Lineage: Eukaryota; Metazoa; Chordata; Actinopteri; Cyprinodontiformes; Fundulidae
Gene: ankrd13b
Product: ankyrin repeat domain 13B
Exons: 16
Coding region: 448-2427 (659 amino acids)
Cellular component (GO): cytoplasm
Molecular function (GO): protein binding
Source: RefSeq, a predicted model, not a curated record
CCAGUGCAUGUUUCUCAGUCACCACCACCGGAUGGGAGGAGAGGCGGAGGAUAGAUGUGUUGGAGAACGAAGAGAGAGAGAGAGAGAAAGAGAGAGAGAAAGAGAGAGAAAGGCAAGGAGUGGAGGAACGAGUAGACAAGAACUCAAGGUGUAUUUUUUUUAAUUUAUUUUUUUUAAUCUGCUGAGACAAUCAACACAGGAGCGUUAUGGUUUUGUCCUCCCCCUUUAGAUAUUACAGGAGAUCUCACUUUAUUCUGAGGCGAGAGCGAGUAUAGGCUGACUCCUGACGCGUGAGGUUACACGCCUUUGGGCAUCACCGUCGAUGAAGGAUGGUGGGCACGACCGUGUAGGGGUAAUUUCAGCACAAAGUAAUCCCGAGAUCCGCCGUGGCGGUGGUGGAGGGGGGGGGACAAAACAAAAGAGGAGGGGGCAAACUAUGAUCCGAGGAUGAUUUCUGCAAAGAAAACUCUGGAGGAGAGUCGCUAUCCUGUCCACUAUCUGGUGUGGCACAACAAGCACCGGCAGCUGGAGAAGGAGCUGGCAACCAGCGAGCAGACGGAUUUAGAGGCUCUGGACCCUCGUGGCCGGACUCCUCUCCACCUGGCUGUCACUUUGGGCCACCUGGAGUGUGCCAGGGUCCUGCUGCAGCACGGAGCUGACGUUAGCAAGGAGAACCGCAAUGGCUGGACCGUUCUUCAAGAGGCGGUGAGCACAAGGGACCCGGAGCUGGUGCGUCUCGUGCUGCGUUACCGUGACUACCAGAGGACUGCCAAGAGGCUGGCGGGCAUCCCCGUCCUGCUGGAAAGACUUCGCCAAGCGCAGGACUUCUACGUGGAGAUGAAAUGGGAGUUCACGAGCUGGGUGCCCCUGGUCUCCCGUAUCUGCCCCAGCGACACCUACAGAGUGUGGAAGAGUGGACAGUGUCUCCGUGUGGACACCACCCUCAUGGGCUUCGAGCAGAUGACCUGGCAGAGAGGCAACCGCAGCUUCAUUUUGAAGGGGCAAGCAGACUCCAGCGCGGAGGUGAUGGAGGUGGACCACGACAGGCAGCAGGUGUUCUGCGAGACCUUGUGCGUCCCGUCUCUCACGGCGCUCUCUCCUGGCGGGGGGAAACCCGGCGCCUGCAAGGGCACCUGCGCCGGACUGGGCCUCCUGGGGGCGACGCAGCCCAGCGACGAGCAGGUCGCAGCCAGGCUGUCCGCACCGGUGGUCACCACGCAGCUCGACACCCGCAACAUCGCCUUCGAGAGGAACAAGACUGGCAUCCUGGGCUGGAGGAGCGAGAAGACGGAGACAGUGAACGGAUACGAGGCCAAGGUCUACGCAGCGUCAAACGUUGAGCUGGUCACAAGGACCCGGACUGACCACCUGUCGGAUCAGAACAAGAACAAGACGAAAGGCGGCAAGACUCCGCUGCAGAACUUCCUCGGGAUCGCAGAGCAACACAUGGGCUCCAACAACACGGGGAACAAACAUCAGGAACAAAAAGCAAACGAAGCUCUGGUGACGCAGAUGUCAUCCCCCGCGAUGACGAACCCUGCGGCUCUGACGGCCGAGGAGUACUUCAACCCCGGCCCGACGCAGCCGACGCCGAGAGACAUCGGCCAGCCGUGCCAGCUCACCACCAAGACCCAGAGGUUUAAAGCCAAGCUGUGGCUGUGCGAGUCCCAUCCCCUGUCCCUGGCGGAGCAAGUGGUGCCCAUCAUCGAUCUCAUGGCCAUCUCCAACGCCCUGUUCGCCAAGCUGCGUGACUUCAUCACUCUGCGGCUGCCGCCUGGUUUCCCAGUCAAGAUCGAAAUCCCCCUGUACCACAUCCUAAACGCCAGGAUCACCUUCAGCAACCUGAACGGCUGCGAAGACGGAGGCGGCCUCCGCUGCGACAACGACAUCGGGGUGGAGGGGGACGCCCGGCGGGACGCCCCGAGGACAGACACUCCCUCUCCGGGCAGCGACUCGUCCAGCGUCUCCAGCUCCAGCUCCACAACGUCGUGCAGAGCAGGAGAGAUUCCCCCGUGUGUGUUCGAGCCCCCGCCUGGAUACACCAUGCUAGGCGGCAAACAGAGAGACAGCAUGAGGGAGGAGGAAGAGGACUUACUGCAGUUUGCCAUACAGCAGAGUCUGCUGGAGGCCGGAUCCGAAUAUGAUCAGGUGACUAUCUGGGAAGCACUGACCAAUAGCAAGCCAGGAGCACACCCUCUGUCUAGUGACCCAAGUCGUGUGGAGAGGACGCCCCUGCACAAGCCCCGCCCCCCUGCAGGCUUCUGCUCCACCCCCUCCAAGAAGCAGCCGCCCGCCUGCACCUACGACGAGCAGCUGCGCAUCGCCAUGGAGAUAUCAGCCCGGGAGCAGGAGGAGGCGGACCUCCGGCGGCGGCAGGAGGAGGAGGAGCUUCAGCGGAUCAUCCGGCUGUCCCUGAUGGAGAAGUGAGAGCCAAGGCGCCUCGUUUCUGGCCGUGCCUGCGGGGAAGGGUCUGCACCGAGGACACGUCGGGAUAAGAUGGAGGAGACGGCUGCUCUGGAAACUUGAAGCACACUACUGACUGCCUGAAUCGUCGUGGGGGAAACAAUAAAGCCUCCUUCUCUUUCCUCCCAUCGUCUUCGUCAGACCUUUCCCUCGAAGCCAUGAGGUGACGGAGGCCGGUAGCCGGAGAGGGACGCAUCAGCGGCACCACAGCGGUACCUUGUCGAGCAAGUGCCAGUUUACAAGCGACAACAACACUCCCAAUACCAGUUUUAUCUGCAGCGGGGGUCAUCAGUUCUCCGUCUGCAGUGUUUCUGCUCCAGCGUUACAAACACACACACAAACACACACUCCGAGCCUUUCCUCCUGCUGAACGCUCAGACUCUAAAAGAUGUAACACAAGCUGUGACGAGCAAGGCUCUGUGUGGUUAGAGCUGCGACCAGCGUCAACUAAGCCGUGGGAAGGUUCGGUUUUGAAAUGACAUUUUGGCAAAACAACAUGCAG